This is a messenger RNA of Paramecium tetraurelia, 579 nucleotides long. RefSeq lists its product as uncharacterized. NCBI's taxonomy places the organism in Eukaryota, Ciliophora, Oligohymenophorea, Peniculida, Parameciidae. The transcript is spliced from 3 exons. The record is from RefSeq and is a predicted model, not a curated record.
AUGAAUUUCUUUCAUCCACUUUUGCAAACCCUUCAGUGUAAGAAUCGCUAUUCUAUUUGUUUAGUCAUGCGUUUCAAUCUUAGUGCAGACAGACAAUAAACCACUCUGAAUCUCCUUAAUCCACCUAUCAAAGUCGAGGAGAAUGACUAGCACCUCCCUCCCAUCUAUCAAAUGACGUAAUAGGAACUACUAUAACGACAGAUGGUCGACUCGGCAACUCAUGGGCUAUAAAUGUCGACUCUUCCCAAAGACUUGGACCCACCAAAAACAAUCAAUAAGAAAAUAAGCAAAAAAGCCAAUACUUGUGGCCAUCCAGACAAGGAACAUUAUGCCAAGGGAAUGUGCAACAAUUGCUAUCAUCGAUUGGGCAGAAACAAACAACCUUGGCUAUGCUCACACAAAAAACUAUAUGCAUGUGGACUCUGUUAGAAUUGCUACAUCAACCAAUAUAAUAAAAAAAGAAGAGUCGAAAAUCAAGAUCAAUUAGAGUCAGAACUUAACAACUAGUCUGGCAUACCCAAAACAGACAAUUGAUUCUUCAUUUUUAUAUAAUUUGUAAUUUUUUUCAUAUCUUUUUCA